UUUUCUCCCGUGAUUUCCCCACGCAGCAGCAGCAGCAGCACAGCAGUGGCGAAAGCAACCACAACAACCAUACCAACAAUAGCAACAACAGCAACAACCACAACAACAACAAUAGAAGAGAAGCAGCGGCAAACGGUUUUUUGCUGCGCUUCUCCUAUUUUAAGUGCCGAGCGUUUUACUAUUUUUACUACUCAGCAACGAUACACACGAACACACACGCACACACACCGCUGUGUGUUUGUUGUUGUGCGUUGAGCUAUAACAACAACAACAGCCCAAAAACAAGAACGAACGGCAAUAGUGUAAUAAUGCAAAAUAGUGAAACGAUCUUCCAUAAAUAUUUAAAUUUUGAAAUAUAUUCGAGGACAUAAUUGGCUAGAAAAAGCUAUGAUUUUUGAGUGCAAAAUGCAAGGAAACUGCAGCGAGAACAAAAACAACCGCAGUGAUGUUGGAGAGCCGAAACUAGGCUAAAUAUCUUUGCAUACUUUUGGGAAAGUUGUGCACACACACACACGCAGAGGACAGGCACACAGACACAGAUACAGCGGCAGGACCUGCGCCUGCGGUCGCCGACAUUUGAACCUGCUUUCUGACCGUUGACCGCCGGCCGCCUCUUUUCACUUUUGGCAACGCGAAGAUGAAAAUGUGCACCAAAGUGGCUAAAGAGCUGAAAAAGGCAUAAGAAGCAGCAACCACACACACACACACACACAGCGAACAAGGGAAGGAACCGAGGAGAAAAGGAAAGGGUUCGCAGGACUUGCAGUUCAACAGCCUCCGGGUCCGUGGCAAGCUCAACUGCAAAUUCGGCCAACACAGCAGUGCAUCUGUGUCUGUAUCCGUGCGCCCCUUGCAUCUGUAUCCGUAUCCGUAUCCGUACCCGUAUUCGUACCGCAUCUGUAUCUGUAUCUGGUGGCUCGGUGUGUGCGUGUAUCUGCAGCUGCAGCUCUGCGAGAACGGCGAAAAUUGUGUCAGCAGCAUCGGCAGUGAGCCGUCCUGCAGCUCGCCAGACUGGCGCCUCCAUCUCCGCUUCGGAUUUGCCGCUACAGCACAAAACCACAGCCAAAUUGCACGCAACAAAGCUUCCAGAGUCAGGCCAACGAGGAGGAGCAGUGUCCAGUUACUUCCAGGAGGAGCAGCAGAUCCACAAGCAUACCAUAGUUACCAGUAGCCAGAUCGCAGCCAGCCAUGCAGUUGCUACUCAAGUCGAUAUUCACCUGCGCACUGUUCGUGAUCUUCGUGUACGCCACCGCCCAGUCGCUGAUCGGGCUCCACAGGGACGAGACGAGGCAGGAGCUUUACGGCGUCAGCAUCAAUGUCACCCAGGAUGGCCAGAGCAGCUUCCUCAGCCGAAGGAUCCGGCAGUUUACUAAUGGCGAGGACGCUGAAGCGGGGAUUUCGGAAUUCGAUGAGAACCUUAGGAAAAACCCGGACAGCUCAGACAGCCCGGACAAGGGGGAGCUGCGCGAGUGCAAGAAGGGCCUUGUCCUGCCCCUGUGGCUGCCACAGCGGAAUCUCUCCGUUGGCGACCGCCUCCUCCGUGGCUUCGCCUACUUCCUGCUGCUCAUCUAUCUGUUUGUGGGAGUGUCCAUAAUUGCUGAUCGCUUCAUGGCCGCCAUCGAAGCCAUCACUUCCAUCGAGCGAACGGUGACAGUGCGAGGACCCCAUAAUGAGAAGCAAGUGAUGCAUGUCCGCAUCUGGAACGAAACGGUGGCCAAUCUUACGUUGAUGGCCCUCGGUUCCAGUGCCCCCGAGAUCCUGCUGUCCGUGAUUGAGAUUUACGCAAAGGACUUCGACAGCGGUGACCUUGGACCCGGAACAAUUGUGGGCUCGGCCGCUUACAACCUGUUCAUGAUCAUUGCCGUGUGCAUGGUCUGGAUACCUGCUGGCGAGGUGCGCCGUAUCCGGCAUUUGCGCGUCUUCUUCGUGACCGCCGCGUUCUCCAUCUUCGCCUACGUCUGGCUGUGGCUCAUCCUCUCCGUGCUGACGCCCGGUGUCAUCCUGGUUUGGGAGGCCAUCGUGACGCUACUCUUCUUCCCGCUCACCGUACUGUGGGCCUACAUCGCGGAGCGUCGCCUGCUGGUGUACAAGUUCAUGGACAAGAACUACCGGGUCAACAAGCGCGGCACUGUGGUCGCCGGCGAGCACGACCAGGUGGAAAUGGAUGCGGAGAAGGGCACCAAGCAAUCGGCGGCCACAUCUCAGCGCACCAACGAUGCCGAGGCCUUCGACGAGGCCCGUAAGGAGUACAUCAGCGUGCUGACGGAGCUUCGUCAGAAGUACCCUGAGGCCGAUCUUGAGCAGUUGGAGAUGAUGGCCCAGGAGCAGGUGCUGGCGCGGAGCAACAAGUCGCGCGCCUUCUACCGCAUCCAGGCCACCCGGAAGAUGGUCGGCAGCGGCAACCUGAUGCGCAAGAUCCAGGAGCGGGCCCAUAGCGACCUCACCGAGGUGAAGGCCCAGCUCCACCCGACCGACGAUGACGAUACCGACGAGCCCACCCGCAUUUACUUCGAGCCGGGUCACUACACGGUCAUGGAGAACUGUGGCGAGUUCGAGGUUCGCGUGGUGCGUCGUGGUGACCUCUCGACCUACGCCAGCGUGGAGUACGAGACGCAGGAUGGCACCGCUUCCGCCGGCAACGACUAUGUCGGUAAGAAGGGAAACCUCAGCUUUCCACCAGGCGUGGAUGAGCAGCGCUUCCGCAUCGAGGUGAUCGACGACGAUGUCUUUGAGGAGGACGAGUGCUUCUACAUUCGGCUGUUUAGCCCCUCCGAAAACGUCAAACUUGCUGUGCCAAUGAUUGCCACCGUCAUGAUCCUGGACGACGACCAUGCUGGCAUCUUCGCCUUCACGGACUCGUCCUUUGAGAUCUCGGAAUCCGUCGGUCGCUUCGAACUGAAGGUCAUGCGCUACUCCGGUGCCCGUGGCACUGUCAUCAUUCCCUACUGGACCGAGGGCGACUCCGCCAUCGAGGGUAAGGACUAUGAGGAGGCGCGCGGUGAACUGGUCUUCGAGAACAAUGAAUCAGAGAAAACCAUCGACAUCUACAUUAUGGAGCAGAGCAGCUAUGAGAAGGAUGUCAGCUUCAGGGUCUACAUUGGAACACCCGAGUUGGCGCCAGAUUCCACUCACUACCACGACGACAUGGCAGCCCAAAUCAAGGCGGUGGAGAAGAAAAACGCAAACGAUCUGACCGAAUUGGAUAGGAUUCUGUUGAUGAGCAAGCCGAGGAACGGGGAGCUGACUUCCGCAACCGUGCGCAUCCGUGAGAGCCAGGAAUUUAAGGCUACAGUCGACAAACUGGUGGCCAAAGCGAACGUCUCCUCUGUGCUCGGCACAUCUUCCUGGAAGGAGCAGUUCAAAGAUGCCCUCACCGUCAUUCCAGCCGACGAAAGUGAGUACGACCGUGACGAUUACGAGGAUGAGGUGCCCACCUGCUUCAACUACAUUAGCCACUUCUUCUGCCUGUUUUGGAAGGUAUUAUUUGCAUUUGUGCCGCCCACAGACAUUUGCGGCGGCUAUGUGACCUUUGUGGUGUCGAUAGUCGUCAUUGGGGUCAUCACCGCCGUCAUUGGGGACGCCGCCUCAUACUUUGGCUGCACCCUCAAUAUCAAGGACUCGGUGACCGCCAUCCUGUUCGUUGCCCUGGGCACCAGCAUACCAGACACAUUUGCCAGCAUGAUAGCGGCCAAGCACGACGAGGGAGCAGAUAACUGCAUCGGAAACGUCACUGGCAGCAAUGCAGUCAACGUAUUCCUGGGCAUCGGCCUGGCCUGGACCAUCGCGGCUGUGUACCACAGCUCCCAUGGCAUGACCUUUAACGUUGAGCCUGGAACAAUUGGCUUUGCUGUGGCGCUAUUCUGCGGCGAGGCUCUGAUUGCCGUUUUCCUCAUCAUGGUUCGGCGCUGUCACAAGGGCAUUGGCGCCGAACUGGGCGGUCCAAAGGUCUCAAAGUACAUCAGCGCAGCGAUCCUUGUAUUCCUUUGGGUCUUCUACGUGGUCAUCUGCAUAUUGGAGGCCUACGACAUCAUCCGCGUCUAAGGAGCUCACACAGUCACAUUGCUCUGGCCGCAUUUGGGGCGAGCACCGUUCGCAUUGUUCGCAUUGGCGUUGGAAAGAGUUUGAGAAUAAAUUUAUAUAUAUCUUAUGUAAAAUUUUAAAAGUAAAAUUGUAUUGUUAAAUAGGUUUAAGUCAGGCUUACAUAUAUAAACAAAACAAAUUUUUACGAUUACUCAAUCUAUUGAUAUAUGAAUUGUAAAUACAGAAAGGCUGCCACGGCUCAGCAAUCUUGUAAUUGUAACGAGAUCAUUUACUGUUAUGCCACAUAUACUUAAUUUACGAUUAAAUUACGGUUAUAUUUAUUAUAUCAUUCUGUGUACAACUUAA
Drosophila serrata is the source of this 4386-nucleotide messenger RNA. RefSeq names its product sodium/calcium exchanger 3 (gene Calx). Gene Ontology annotation, biological process: sodium ion transmembrane transport; cell communication; calcium ion import across plasma membrane. Gene Ontology annotation, molecular function: calcium:sodium antiporter activity. Gene Ontology annotation, cellular component: postsynapse; sarcolemma; axon. NCBI's taxonomy places the organism in Eukaryota, Metazoa, Arthropoda, Insecta, Diptera, Drosophilidae. The record is from RefSeq and is a predicted model, not a curated record.